Messenger RNA from Pipistrellus nathusii (Nathusius's pipistrelle), 309 nucleotides. The record is from the annotation of a GenBank genome assembly. Lineage: Eukaryota; Metazoa; Chordata; Mammalia; Chiroptera; Vespertilionidae.
AUGGAAAGUUUUGCACUUCCUGCUUUAAGUGAAAUGGGGCAAGGCCGCCACCAGAGGGCAGCAGGCAUGGGUUUCCCCAGCGCAGACGCCAGCCCAUCCCCAGUGCUGCCAGCAGCCCCUGCACCUUCCACCAGCUCUUCCUGGUGCGCUCUCCUCUGGUUCCCUUUGCAACCCACCCGGGCCUCACUGCGCUGCCAGCGCCACUCGGUUAGCUCGGCUGCGUCUGUGACUGCUGGAGCGGCUCUCACCCCAGACCAGCAUCCAGUGACCAGAGCGCUUUGCCCGCCAGGCCUCCAGGCCGGCCUCUGA